AUGGCUACGAAUAUUGUGUUUUUCAUCUUUCUAAUAUUCCACUUAUCUCAUGCAAAGGUUCUAGAUCUAUCAUGCUCACAAAUUCGUACUUUUGUGGACGGUCAUAAUAACAACCGAUAUAAACUAGCCAAAGGUGAAGUGCCUAAACAGCCACCUGCUUCUGAGAUGAAAUAUAUGAUAUGGGAUAAAGAGUUGGCGGCAAAAGCCUCGCAAUGGGCGUCGAAUAACAAGUUUGCACACAAUCCGGAUCGAACUGUUGGAUCGAAGAGAUUCACAACAGGAGAAAAUAUUUAUAUGUCGUUCUCCACUGAUUUGAACCAUAAACUGGAUAUUUCCGGUGCGCUCAGUUCAUGGUUUGACGAAUACAAACACUAUACGUAUGGUCCUCUGAAAGCUUCUGAUUUUACCGGCUCAGGUGAAGCUAUUGGACAUUAUACACAGAUGGUAUGGUCUAAUUCAAUAUACCUUGGUUGCGGAGUGUCUCAGAAUAUAAACAAAGGCAGAAUGGAAUACCUCGUGGUGUGCAACUAUGGACCAACCGGAAAUUACUUAGGUGAAACUCCGUAUAAAUCCAAUGGAAGUUCAAGCAAUCAGUUGUUGUGUGUUAUAAAGAAUUGCAGCCGUCCUUACGGAGAAAAAUAUAAAAAC
Brenthis ino (lesser marbled fritillary) is the source of this 648-nucleotide messenger RNA. NCBI's taxonomy places the organism in Eukaryota, Metazoa, Arthropoda, Insecta, Lepidoptera, Nymphalidae. The record is from the annotation of a GenBank genome assembly.